Molecule: messenger RNA, 5117 nt
Organism: Phyllostomus hastatus (greater spear-nosed bat)
Lineage: Eukaryota; Metazoa; Chordata; Mammalia; Chiroptera; Phyllostomidae
Gene: DNAJC6
Product: DnaJ heat shock protein family (Hsp40) member C6
Exons: 19
Coding region: 1-2928 (975 amino acids)
Biological process (GO): clathrin-dependent endocytosis; synaptic vesicle uncoating; dephosphorylation
Cellular component (GO): intracellular membrane-bounded organelle; vesicle; cytoplasm
Molecular function (GO): clathrin binding; phosphatase activity
Source: RefSeq, a predicted model, not a curated record
AUGAGCCUCCUCGGGAGCUACCGGAAAAAGACCAGCAACGAUGGUUAUGAAUCCUUGCAGCUGGUGGACAGUAACGGGGACUUAAGUGCGGGGAGCGGUGGGGGUGGCGUCAAGCACAGAGUGAAUGUCGGGACGGCGGCGCGGAGUCCCGCCCGGCAGCUUCAGGACCGCGCCAGCACCAUGGACAGCUCAGGUGCCUCAUCACCAGACAUGGAGCCCAGCUACGGGGGCGGCCUCUUUGACAUGGUGAAAGGAGGUGCGGGGAGGCUCUUCAGCAACCUAAAAGACAACUUGAAAGACACCCUCAAGGACACCUCUUCCAGAGUUAUACAAUCUGUUACCAGCUACACGAAGGGAGAUUUAGACUUCACUUAUGUGACCUCCAGAAUUAUUGUGAUGUCCUUUCCUCUGGACAACGUUGAUAUAGGAUUCAGGAAUCAGGUGGAUGACAUUCGAAGCUUUUUGGAUUCCAGACAUCUUGACCACUACACGGUGUACAAUCUGUCACCCAAGUCUUAUCGAACUGCCAAGUUUCACAGCAGGGUUUCAGAGUGCAGUUGGCCCAUUAGGCAGGCCCCCAGUCUGCACAACCUCUUCGCCGUGUGUCGGAAUAUGUAUAACUGGCUACUACAGAAUCCCAAAAACGUCUGUGUUGUCCACUGCUUGGAUGGGCGGGCAGCAUCGUCAAUUCUGGUUGGUGCUAUGUUCAUUUUCUGUAAUCUCUACUCCACUCCUGGACCAGCUGUUCGAUUGUUAUAUGCAAAGCGGCCAGGCAUAGGACUUUCGCCUUCCCACAGGAGAUACCUGGGCUAUAUGUGCGACCUCCUAGCAGACAAACCCUACCGCCCUCACUUCAAACCUCUCACGAUUAAGUCGAUCACUGUCAGUCCGGUCCCUUUUUUUAACAAGCAGAGAAAUGGAUGUCGCCCUUACUGUGAUGUGCUAAUUGGAGAAACCAAAAUAUAUACGACCUGUGCGGAUUUUGAACGAAUGAAAGAAUACCGUGUCCAAGAUGGGAAAAUCUUCAUUCCCUUGAGCAUCACUGUGCAAGGAGAUGUGGUCGUUUCCAUGUAUCACUUGAGAUCAACCAUUGGGAGCCGGCUACAGGCCAAGGUGACCAACACUCAAAUAUUCCAGCUGCAGUUUCAUACUGGAUUCAUACCACUGGAAACAACAGUUUUAAAGUUCACCAAGCCUGAGUUGGAUGCAUGUGAUGUACCAGAAAAAUAUCCUCAGCUGUUUCAGGUGACUCUGGAUGUAGAACUACAGCCCCAUGACAAAGUGGUAGACCUGACCCCACCAUGGGAACAUUACUGCACAAAGGAUAUCAAUCCCAGCAUCCUCUUUUCUUCUCACCAGGAGCAUCAAGAUACUAUAGCCUUAGGAGGACAGGCUCCAGUAGAUAUCCCUCCAGACAACCCCAGGCAUUUUGGGCAAGGCGGCUUCUUUUCCACUCUCUGUUGGCAAGAUCAGAAAUCGGAGAAAUCGUUCUGUGAGGAAGACCAUGCUGCCCUAGUGAAUCAGGAAAGUGAGCAAUCGGACGAUGAACUUCUGACCCUUUCCAGUCCACACAGCAGUGCCACUGAUGACAAACAUCAUGGAACCAAAAAGCCCAGCAAAAGGCAGCAGGAGCCAGCUGCCCCUCCACCCCCCGAGGAUGUAGACCUUCUGGGCUUAGAAGGGUCUACAGUGAGUAAGAACUUCUCUGCACCAGUGGCUCCUCCCACCAAUUCUGAACUGCUCAGUGACCUGUUUGGGGGUGCAGGUGCGGCUGGCCCUGCCCAGGCUGGACAGUCUGGGGUGGAAGACGUGUUUCAUCCAAGUGGACCUGCAUCUGCCCAGUCAACACCACGCCGGUCUGCCACUUCCACUUCUGCAUCUCCAACUCUGAGGGUGGGGGAAGGUGCCACCUUUGACCCAUUUGGAGCACCUUCUAAACCAUCGGGUCAGGAUUUGCUGAGCUCUUUUCUGAACACAUCCAGUGCGUCCAGUGACCCUUUUCUUCAGCCUACAAGAAGUCCUUCACCUACAGUGCAUGCUUCAAGUACACCUGCUGUGAACAUUCAGCCAGAUGUUUCAGGAGGUUGGGACUGGCAUGCUAAACCAGGAAGUUUUGGAAUGGGAAGCAAGUCAGCUGCCACCAGCCCUACAGGAUCCUCGCAUGGCACCCCCACGCAUCAAAACAAACCCCAGACUCUGGAUCCUUUUGCUGACCUUGGGGCACUAGGUACAAACCUAACAGGUAGUUCGUCAUUUGCCAGCAAACCCACCACACCAACUGGAUUGGGUGGGGGAUUUCCACCUCUCAGCUCACCACAGAAAGCUUCUCCGCAGCCUAUGGGUGGAGGAUGGCAGCAGGGAGGUGGCUACAACUGGCAGCAGACACAGUCCAAGCCACAGCCUAGCAUGCCACACUCCUCUCCCCAGAACCGGCCCAACUACAACGUGAGCUUCUCAGCCAUGCCUGGGGCCCAGAAUGAACGUGGGAAAGGACCAACCAAUUUGGAAGGGAAACAAAAAGCAGCUGACUUUGAAGACCUACUUUCUGGUCAAGGCUUCAAUGCACACAAAGACAAAAAGGGGCCUCGAACAAUAGCUGAGAUGAGAAAGGAAGAAAUGGCGAAGGAAAUGGAUCCUGAGAGACUGAAGAUUCUGGAGUGGAUUGAAGGCAAAGAGAGAAAUAUCAGAGCACUUCUCUCCACAAUGCAUACUGUGCUGUGGGCUGGGGAGACCAAAUGGAAGCCGGUUGGCAUGGCAGACCUGGUAACGCCAGAGCAGGUGAAGAAGGUGUACAGGAAGGCUGUGCUGGUGGUGCAUCCAGAUAAAGCUACUGGGCAACCCUAUGAACAAUAUGCAAAGAUGAUUUUCAUGGAGCUCAAUGAUGCCUGGUCUGAAUUCGAAAAUCAAGGCCAAAAGCCCUUGUACUAAUUUUCCAUGUCUGCUGGAGACCUGUGCAAAUGCUUAGCGUGUGUCAUAAUUCUGAGGUUUUCAAAGAUGAACCAAAAACUCUGGUAACACGUACCAGUACUAAACUGUUCAAUUACUUGUGAGUUAAUUCCUCAUUAAUAAGGAAUGUGGUUGUUUGUUUUUUCAAGUCCCUGCCAUAAAAGAACCAAAGCAGGACAGGACCUUUUAGUUAGAUGACCUUGCAGAGCUACAACGUUCCACCCUGCCCUUUGCAGAGCCCUCUCAGCAUAUUGUGGGGAAAUGGGAAAUAAAGGCCACCAAAAGCAUAACCCAUCUCAUUUUCUGGAGAUAUGAUUAAUGAGCAAAGUUAUGGUAAUAGGAUUACAUGAUGGAUUUUAACUCAUGGUUAUUAGAUUUUUGUGGAAAGAUAUAAUUUGAGCAACUGAUUUAGACUCCAGAAAUAUAACCACCAAGUUGUUUUUUUUUAGUGGAAAUUUACUAUGGCCUUUAGAGUAACACUGUGUACUUCUUUUGGUCAAGAGGACUGACAGAUGCAAAAGAACUUGAGUUGUGGGAAGUGACUGUACUAUAAUCCGGUGAUGACCACCAACUCUUCCUGGAUAAGCUAAAAAUUAGUGAAAAUACAGGUUAAAGAAAAUAGGGACUCUGAGGAGGUAGAAAUCUUUAUUUCCAGUCAGAAAGUUGGGCUACUACCUUCCUUUCCCUUUAGAAAACUGGUUGCUCAGUGAAAAAAGUCUCAACACGAUAACAACAACCUGGUUUGAAAGAAACGUCUUAAUUGCUAUCAGGUGUAAUGCUCUUCCUUUCGCUUAGCCAAGAAAUGUUCUUAGCUUGUUGUGAAGCAGUUUGGCACAUUCACAAGUGGUCGGGACAGGUAUCUGGUAUGGACUGAGCAUCCUCUAGGUGUGCAAGUAGCUGUGGUGAGAGAAGAUGAGACAACACUGAGCAUGAGUAACAGUCAAGUGCAGUGGCAGGGAGAGAGCUGUGCUACCUGCACACGGAGUCAGGUGGCUUUUCAGGAUUUCCACGUUCCUCUCCUGCCAGGUGAAACUGGAUCUCUUGGAUUAUUUCAGUGGGGUUUAUUGCUUUAAAACUCGUUGGCGAUCCCCAGGACCAACACCUCACACAGGGACAUCUGUAAAAGCAAAGCAAGAGUGAAGUCUUUGCAGAAUUCAGACCAGUUGGAUUUUAGUUCAGUGUUUGGCUGUUUCUGGUUUUGAGGGUAAGCCACUGUUAUCCCAUGAGUUUAGUAGAGCUCUUCGGCGCGCAUGCACACAGUGUGCAUAGUACACAUGUGCAGAGCAGAGGGGCAGACAGAUUUCCUUCCUAACUUUAAAAGGUUCAUGCUCAAUAUUGUGAAAAGCUUUCAAAAAUUGUUUUUUAAAGACAAUCAUUUUUUGUUUCUAUUUUAAUUUUCUUAUGGCAGACUCUACUAGAAAAGCAGCAUGUUAAAAAUGCUUUAUGUUCCAAAUUAGAAAAAAGAAAAAAAUAUUCUUUAUGUUUUAUAUAGAAUUUUCUUUCUUUUUUUUCAUUAAAAGUGUUCUUUUUUUAAUUUUACUUUUUACUCACCAUGUGAAACUCACAGAAAAUGUUCUUUUAAAAUAUACAGCUGUCAACUCUUCAAGGUAACCAUAACAAACUAGGUGUUAUUUAUUAACGUAUUAUAAAAUAAUAUUUGAUUCAGUAUGUGCUUGUCUUAUUUAAAAUUGGAAUGUGAGACAUGUUGCCGUGACUUGUUUUUUCCUUGAUUCACAAUUGUAGAUAUUAUGUGAACUACAGUAUAUAAUGAUAAUAAUUAAAAGGAUAUUAUGUGAAUGUCACAUACAUUUUGAAAUGAUAGAAAUAUAUUAGCUUUGAAUCAUGUUGGGAUAAUUCAUCAAUGUUCACAGUUUAAAACAUCAUUAAACAUUAUGUAAGUAGCAAUGAGAAAGAAUCUUACCUAACUUAACUUUGGGUUCGCCCAUCUCUUUCCCGGAUACAUUAUAACUCGGGGCCCCUGUUUAUCUCAAAACUCUUAGCAUACGCAGGCCAACAGGUUUUUGCAUUCGUUUUAAAUAUCUGGUUGUGACAGAGUUUCUUGUUGAUCAAAUUCACUGUUUCAUUCGUAUUUAUUGUAAUAUAUUUUUGUUUUGUAAAUAUGUUACAAACAAUAAAAUGUGAUUGGUCUAAAAUAUUUGUAAUGUAUAUUA